UUUUGAUACUGUUCACGUUGUAAAUUGUGCAAUUUGUUCAAUAAAACUUCUAAUUUACAGCAGUAAUACUCAGUAUAAUACAUCAUUAAUACUUUCUUUACACUCGUACUUGCAGUUUUGUCGUGAGUCACCAUGAGACUCGUGGAUUCAUCGAAGUUAUUAGAACUUCAAACUAAACCUUCGAAAAUUCGAAAUAUUUGUAUUGUGGCCCAUGUGGAUCAUGGGAAAACCACAUUAGCAGACUCUCUGAUAUCCAGUAAUGGCAUCAUAUCGCAGAGAAUGACGGGAAAACUCCGGUACAUGGAUAGCAGGCCAGACGAACAGGAACGAGGAAUAACCAUGAAAAGCAGCAGUAUUGCUCUAUAUCAUGCUCUAGAGAAGGAGGAAUAUCUUGUGAACCUUAUAGAUUCUCCAGGGCACAUCGAUUUUUCCAGUGAAGUAUCAACAGCAGUCAGGUUAUGUGACGGAGCAAUUGUUAUUGUUGAUGUUGUAGAAGGAGUAUGUCCCCAAACGCGUCUGGCGCUGAAGCAAGCAUACGCAGAAAAUAUCAAAGCCGUGUUAGUGUUGAACAAAAUUGAUCGGCUCAUCGUCGAAAUGAGAAUGACAGCUCUGGAUGCUUAUGUACAUAUAAUGCAAGUUCUGGAACAAGUUAAUGCUGUCAUGGGUGAGCUGUUCACCUCUGGUGUUAUGGAGACGGAGGAAACUCUUUUGGAUAAAAAGCAAGAAUCACCAAAGCCAAAAGAGGAUAAUAACUUCUAUGAUUGGACCUCUGCUCUAGAAGAUGCCGAUGAUUCCAACUUGUAUUUCUCGCCGGAGCAAGGAAAUGUUGUUUUCGCUAGCGCCAUAGAUGGAUGGGGGUUUACCAUACAAACAUUUGCUAAGUUGUUUUCUGAUAAAUUAGGUGUCAAAGAAGAAUUGCUCAGAAAAGUAUUGUGGGGUGAUUUUUAUUUAAAUGCAAAAACAAAACGUUUCAUGAAAGGUGCUCAAGAAAAGGCCAAGAAACCUUUAUUUGUACAAGUUGUUUUCGAUAAUUUAUGGAAUAUUUACGAAACUAUCGUCCUAAGGAACGAUAAAGAAAAAGUUCCAGUUAUUUGUGAGAAAUUAGGAAUUAAACUUACCACUAGAGAUUUAAGACAUUCUGAUAGUAGGAUACAGCUACAGUCUCUGAUGAUGCAGUGGCUACCACUGUCUAAUGUAGUUUUAGAUAUGGUAUGUUCAAAACUACCGUCGCCAAAAGAAAUUCUUCCAGAAAAAGUCGAAAAACUCAUGUGCUCCAGGAUUAAAGACCUUGAGUCGUAUCCUGAUGAGACGAAAAAACUCAAAGACGACUUUUUAGCCUGUGAUAGUAGUGACAAUGCAACUGUGAUUAUUUUUAUAUCUAAAAUGUUUAGCGUUGAUAAAUCAAUAUUACCGGAAAAUAAGCCUAAAGUGCUAUCCCCAGAGGAAAUGGCUUUAAGGCGAGAAAAAGCCAGAAAAAUGCGCGAAGAAAUGAAAGAAAAUAGUUUAAAACCAGUUCCGGAGAAAGAAAAUGUGGAUGAAACUGAGAAAUGUACUGAAGAUGAAAAAGAAAAGGAAGAAGUUAGUGAUACAGCAUUUAUAGCAUUCGCUAGAGUAUUUAGUGGUAAAGUAAGAAAAGGAGACAAAUUGUAUGUCCUCGGUCCAAAGCAUGACCCAUCUGAUGUACUCAGUAGACCAGAUUUUAAAAUAGAUCCACAUAAAAAACUUAAAGAUUUGCAAAGCAAUGAACAUGUUACUUGUGCGGAGAUCAAAUCACUGUACACCUUAAUGGGUAGAGAACUUGAAGACAUGGAAGAAGCGAUUGCAGGAAAUAUCAUUGGCAUAGGAGGUCUCGAGGACCAUAUCCUCAAGACAGCUACUCUUAGCAGUACCAUCGCCUGUCCAGCCUUCAGCGAAAUCCAAUAUGCUGCCGUACCCAUACUUAGAGUGGCAGUCGAACCCACGUACCCUUCGCAACUGGCGCAGUUGGUUAAAGGUCUAAAACUCCUGAACCAAUCCGACUCGUGCGUCCAGGUGUUACUCCAAGAGACCGGCGAACAUGUGCUGGUGACUGCUGGAGAAGUCCAUCUGCAGAGGUGUCUUGAGGAUUUGAAGAACAUGUACGCGAAGAUACCGAUAACAGUCUCCGAACCUAUCGUCCCAUUUAGAGAGACGGUAGUCGAACCGCCGAAAAUCGAUAUGGCGAAUGAGGAAAUCGAUUCCCAAAAUAUCGAUGAGAACAAAGAGGAAGUGGAUCCAGUGAUCACAGUCACAACCAACAACAAGCAGAGCACCAUCAAAAUCAGAGCGAAACCUCUGCCCAACCAAAUAACAGAGUUACUAGACAAAUCUGCAGACAUCCUCAAAGCGGUAUCACAACACAUCAAAAUACAGCAAGGCCUAAAGAACAAUAUAGAAAGCAAACUAGAAGACUUGAAGUUAAACGAAUCGAAACACCAAAUAUCGGAUCGCGUCCAAAAACUGAUCGACGACUUCAAAACCAAACUCGAAGAAAUAUGCUCAAAACUACCAGAAUGGAAGGACACCGUCAAUCAAAUCUGGUCCGUGGGCCCCAGGAAUUGCGGGCCAAAUUUGCUUCUCAAUCACACCCGAGAUUACAAAACGAAGUUUUUACACCACGAAACAGAACUACAGGAGGACGCGAGAUUCGAAUACGAGAGUAGUUUUGUUAAUGGAUUUCAAAUGGCGUCUUUAGCUGGGCCGUUAUGCGAGGAGCCCAUGAUGGGAGUCGCUUUCUGCGUCGAAGAAUGGUCUCUAGAUAAAAGUGAAGGGGAGGAGGAUUCCCACACAUUCGGCCCAUUGUCAGGUCAAAUAAUGUCCGCCGUGAAGGAGGGUUGCAGACGCGCGUUCCAGGCGCAGCCGCAGCGUUUGAUGGCCGCCAUGUACUGCUGCGACAUCGUCGUCGACCAGAAAGUUCUAGGGAAGCUGUACGCGGCGCUGGGUCGUCGCGGCGGGCGCGUGGUCGGCGGCGAUCUGCGCAGCGGCGCGUCGUUCCGCGUGCAGGCGCUGCUGCCUGUCGCCGAGAGCUUCAAGUUUGCCGUUGAAUUGCGCACACACACCUCCGGGCUGGCCGCGCCGCAGCUCGUAUUUAGCCACUGGGAGGUAAUCGACAUCGAUCCAUUCUGGAAGCCGCGGACCGAGGAGGAAUAUCUGCACUGGGGCGAGAAGUGGGACGGCGUGAACCGGGCCAAAGCGUACAUGGACUCCGUGAGGACGAGGAAAGGACUCGCCACUGACAAGCAGCUGGUUCAGCACGCUGAGAAGCAGAGGACGCUGUCGAGGAAGAAGUAGGCUGAAACAAAGUUUGGCAUAAAGUAGCACCUCACCAUCGAGCAAUUAACAGCCAUAGAUUAAGGCUAUGUUACCAAGCUGACUGUCAGCCGCCGAAUAUGAGCGAACGUUACGCAGUUUAUUGUAUUUCUAUACAUACCUAUUGACUUUUUCGUUCACGCCUAACCGACAGUACGCUAAUACGCUAGGCGUAGGCGCGGACAUUCGAUACCGUUUAUUAUCACGUUCACACUGAGCCUGCUCACAUUCGGCGGCUUAGGGUUGAUUCAGACCGCAACGCGACGA
Messenger RNA from Aricia agestis (brown argus), 3594 nucleotides. Its product is annotated as elongation factor-like GTPase 1. Gene Ontology annotation, cellular component: ribonucleoprotein complex; cytosol. Gene Ontology annotation, molecular function: ribosome binding; GTP binding; GTPase activity. NCBI's taxonomy places the organism in Eukaryota, Metazoa, Arthropoda, Insecta, Lepidoptera, Lycaenidae. The transcript has 11 exons. The coding region runs from base 133 to 3309 and encodes 1058 amino acids. Gene Ontology annotation, biological process: cytosolic ribosome assembly. The record is from RefSeq and is a predicted model, not a curated record.